Messenger RNA from Impatiens glandulifera, 1816 nucleotides. RefSeq names its product long chain base biosynthesis protein 2a-like. Gene Ontology annotation, molecular function: pyridoxal phosphate binding; serine C-palmitoyltransferase activity. Bases 103 to 1569 code for a protein of 488 amino acids. Lineage: Eukaryota; Viridiplantae; Streptophyta; Magnoliopsida; Ericales; Balsaminaceae. The transcript is spliced from 12 exons. Gene Ontology annotation, biological process: sphingosine biosynthetic process; ceramide biosynthetic process. Gene Ontology annotation, cellular component: serine palmitoyltransferase complex. The record is from RefSeq and is a predicted model, not a curated record.
UCAUUCUCCGGCAUCCUAAUUCUGAAGCUUCCGCGGCCGUUGGAUUCGACUUACCGGCGGCCUCCAGUCAUAAUCGGAAAGAUCGUCCAUUGGCGAUUCAAUAUGAUUACAAUACCUUACUUGACCGCCCUGUCAACGUAUUUCAGCUAUGCACUCCUCAUCUUCUUUGGUUACUCUCGAGACCUCGUUAGAAAGAUUAUCGAUUGGUGGUGGAAUGAUACAAAUCUUCAGGGCUACGCGCCGUUCUGCUUAGGGUUUGAAGAAUUCUAUAUUCGGAGGUUGUAUAUGCGGAUUCAGGACUGUUUUGGACGGCCAAUAGCUAGUGCUCCUGAUGUUUGGUUUGAUGUAGUUGAGCGAGUUUCAACCGACAAUAACAAAACACUUAAGCGAACAAAAAACAUAAGCAGGUGUUUUAAUUUAGGAUCCUAUAACUAUCUUGGUUUUGCUGCGGCUGAUGAGUACUGCACUCCUCGUGUUAUAGAAACAUUGAAAAGAUUUUCUCCAAGCACUUGUAGUUCUCGUGUUGAUGGAGGAACUACAACACUUCAUAACGAAUUGGAAGAAAGUGUGGCAGAUUUUGUUGGCAAACCAGCAGCCUUAGUGUUUGGCAUGGGUUAUGUUGCAAACUCUUCCAUCCUUCCUGUCUUAAUCGGGAAGGGAGGAUUAAUAGUCAGUGAUUUACUGAACCACAAAUCAAUUGUCAAUGGUGCUCGUGGAUCUGGGGCUACAGUAAAGGUUUUUCAGCAUAAUAGACCAAACCACUUGAAGAAAGUGUUGAGAGAACAGAUUCUAGAGGGACAACCUAGGACACAUAGACCAUGGAAUAAGAUAAUUGUUGUUGUUGAGGGGAUAUACAGCAUGGAAGGUGAACUAUGCAAACUCCCCGAGAUAGUUUCCGUAUGCAAGAAAUAUAAGGCUUAUUUGUACUUGGAUGAGGCACACAGUAUUGGGGCAGUUGGUAAGACAGGAAAAGGUGUUUGUGAACUUUUAGGGGUGGAGACAGCUGAUGUUGAUAUCAUGAUGGGAACAUUCUCUAAGUCUUUUGGAUCUUGUGGUGGCUACAUUGCUGGAUCAAAGGAACUGAUUAGGUACUUGAAACACACCUGUCCUGCUCAUCUAUAUGCUACAUCAAUCUCACCCCCAGCUGCACAACAAAUUAUUUCUUCCAUAAAGGUUAUUCUUGGGGAAGAUGGUUCAAGUAGAGGAGCCCUAAAGCUUGCUCGCAUACGAGAAAACAGCAACUUCUUCAGAUCAGAACUGCAGAAAAUGGGCUUUGAGGUUCUUGGAGAUCAAGAUUCACCUGUAAUGCCCAUAAUGCUCUACAACCCAGCAAAAAUACCCGCCUUUUCACGUGAGUGCCUGAAGCAGAAUGUGGCUGUAGUAACUGUAGCAUUCCCAGCUACACCUUUGAUAUUGGCUCGGGCAAGAAUCUGUAUUUCUGCUGCGCACACACGCGAAGAUCUGAUCAAAGCCCUUGAGGUGAUAAGCAAAGUGGGCGAUUUUGUGGGCAUAAAAUAUUUCCCAGCUGAGCCGAAGAAAGAAGAGAUCGGGAGUAUCAAGUUGGAGUGAAGUAGUCUCCUCAAACACAACAUUUUUGGAGUUUAGUAUUUUUUUAUGAAUUUAGGAGUAUAGCAUUUUUUUGUAGGGAAUCAAACCUGAAAAUCUUUGAUCUAUUAGGUAUGUCUCUUACCACUUUAACUAUUUUAGUGGGUUUUAAGAAGUUUGGUAUUUAUUUUUAUAGGUCGUCUUUAUAACCUGCAUAAACCAAUUCUAAAGAAGUCAAACCAUUUUCAAAUUUAACAAUGAGUGCGUUUUG